Molecule: messenger RNA, 130 nt
Organism: Dentiscutata heterogama
Lineage: Eukaryota; Fungi; Glomeromycota; Glomeromycetes; Diversisporales; Gigasporaceae
Source: the annotation of a GenBank genome assembly
AAAAUUUGGUGAAAGGUAAAUCGAUAGAAUUUAUGGGAGCAAAAAUCAAAGCUGAAAAAAACAGAUUUUUAAUUGGAUUUCUUGAUAUUUGGCUAAGUGGAAAAGCUCAAGACAUGUCAAUCAAGAAUAA